GGAUGAAUCGGUUUGGACGAAUCGGUUUGGACGGUUUGGUUUGGCGAAAAGUCACGGCACGUCAUAUAGUACACCACCACAGUCCAAUCAAUCAAGCACCUCCACUUUCGACUUUCCCCCGCCGCCACUGUUAGCUACCACCAUCACUACUACCGGCACCACCCCACCAGCACCACCACCAGCACUCCGCUCACCAUCACCACGACAAUGUUCCCCACCGCCCUACUUCUCGCUGGGAAGCCCCGAGAGUCUCAGCGCUCAUACUACAAGCCGGAUUCCCGACAAGGGCAGUCGAUCGUGCGCGCCCGCCGUCCGUUCGUCGUCAAGAAUGCCGUGACCGGAUUGGCCAUCGUAGGCUUCACGGCCGCCGUGUACAUCUACACCAUCAAGGCGGUCGCCCAAGACAACUUCGAGGACGUGCCGAUACCGGAUGCGCCAGUGCAGGGCGGCAUCUCCCCGAACGCUUCCACAAUCCAGAGCGGACCGCUGGCGAAGUAGCUGGGUCAAUCUGGAGCUGCUGCCCGUUGUGAUCGUGUAUCAUCACGGGGAGAAUGAAUAACUGAGGAAUAAAAAUGGCGUGACGCGGAUGAGGAUGGGUUUUGUACAAUAAUGUGUAUAGGUAGAUGGGUUGGUACUGGUGUUUUAUUGGCUAUUUAUUGGUCUGCUAGAAUGGAAACUCUUCGCUCUUGAUGUGACUGUG
Molecule: messenger RNA, 700 nt
Organism: Tricharina praecox
Lineage: Eukaryota; Fungi; Ascomycota; Pezizomycetes; Pezizales; Pyronemataceae
Exons: 3
Coding region: 208-498 (96 amino acids)
Biological process (GO): mitochondrial respiratory chain complex IV assembly
Cellular component (GO): mitochondrial inner membrane
Source: RefSeq, a predicted model, not a curated record